Molecule: messenger RNA, 3160 nt
Organism: Prorocentrum cordatum
Lineage: Eukaryota; Dinophyceae; Prorocentrales; Prorocentraceae
Source: the annotation of a GenBank genome assembly
CACAAUGAAAGCAUGAUGCGCCACUCUGGUAUCAAACCACCGACCACCAAGCCGAAGAUGGCCACCACCGUUGACGACGACACCUGCGAUCACACCCAGACCCACGUAGUCGACUCGGAGGGCGAGAUUACUAUCGACGGCGUCCCGAUCAACGAACACUCUCUGGACUCCAACCUCCCCUCAGGACCGCAGUGCACGUCGCUGCUCAUCCGCGCUACUAUCAACAAUUACACGGCGCGGUUGUGUCUGCCAGGAUGGUUAGAUAGUUUCAAGCUUGGCACGGUGCUGGCGUUGGCAAGGAAAUUGAGCAAAUACAAGAUGCAAAUUCUGGGGCAUAGCACUUUCGACAUGCAGGUUGCGGUUUUACAAUUGGAGGCGAGGUUGCAAGCACUGAUCGACCUAUUCAAGGCAGUGAAAGCGUGGCUCGGGGCUCAAGACGAAGCGCUCCUUGCCGAGUGCAUGCCGCACUUCUCCAUCGUCCUGGGCUUCAUGGAUGCGAAAGAUACCACCAUGGCCGAGGACGCGUGCACCGUCUACGCUUACGCUACUUCCCAGUCGACGGCGCGGUACUACGGAAGCGUCCAGCGUGCCUUGAAGAUGAUGCCGUCCGAUUUCUUCUCUCGCUUGUCGUCCAUGAGCAGCAUGGGGCAUGACGUCCCAGAUGCCAGCGCGGAGGAAGGGCCCCCCCCCAGGCAGAUGCGCCAGCAGGCGAAGCCGAAGUUCUUGAAGUUGCAGAUGGGGGCCGAGCUUUUGAAGGACAGUGCGAAGACUACAGGGGUCGCCGGCGACUUCCACAGCAUCCUGAAGAUAUGGAACGAAAAGCUCGUGAAGAAAACAUCCCGCGAUCUCGAGGCAACGUUCACUAAUGUGUUGCCCGCCAUCCACGUCAUCGCGCAGUGUAGCUUGCCCCUGGAGAGAUCAAGACCGAUCAUGGUCAGCUACGUGGCGCCGAAGAUGCUCAUGGAGAUCCCCAGGCUCCACGUCCAGCAGAGCGCCGAGGACUCCACUGCUACCUCGAGCUUCACCCGCGCCCUGCAGCACUUCGAGAAGACCUCCGGCGCGGCGUUCAAUGAUAUCGAGCCCUGGCGGGAUACAUUGAUGGGGCAGUGCGACGGGAACCUGAACAUCGUGAAGGUGCGGGACCUCUCGAUCCACGCCUUCUGGGAUGCGAUCGGCAAGAAGCUGGACAACUGGAAGACUCUCCUGACGGACUACCGCUCCGUGAACGACGCGCUCCAGAACGCCGCGGACGCGACUGAGCAAGACCGAGAGCACUGGGAAGAUCAGCUUCGACCUGUGACCUGCGACCUCAAGGAUAUCGAGGGCAAGUUGGACGAGUACCAGAAUAGCCUGACUGCGUGCGCGGACCUCCUCGCGGACAUGCACAACCGCUGGUGGGGCUGCAUGAUGGCCUUCUUGUCUCGUGCAGGCAGCAAGGCCAGCGGAAAGUUCGACGAGGCGGAUCUUUCGAAGGUUUAUUUCGAGCUUGUCCUCGAGAACACUGCGAUUCAGCUCAAGGACUUCACGGGGCACAUCAAGCUGGCCAUUGCGCGGAUGGCAUUCAUCAGCAUGGCGCAGCUCAGGAAGGAUAUUAAUUUGAUGGGAACGCGGUGCUUCAGGAUCGCCAAGUGCACGGUGACAGAGGAGAGCGUGGUCAAGGAGGUGAUCGAGCAGAUGCAGUCCUUCAUCGGUAAUCUUGGCGACUGGGGACUUGGAACGAUGGUCGAUACGUGUGGCGUCGAGGGCUCAUGGGCGGGCAUCCCCGGUGAUGGCAUCUACCAUCGUGGUGCUGAUCAACUGGUGGAGUCGGCGAUGGCGAGCGUCGAGCUAGCACCGAGGUUCACGGCAAGUGAGAUCCAUAAGGAGGUGAUCUCUGGGGCCAGGGCCCCGUCGAUCUUCCAGGUGCUCUUUCGCGACGUGACCAGCCUCGACUACCUUCGCAUCCAAGAGUUGUCAUUUGGCGCUGAGGUUGGCACAGACCAGUUUGCGAAGCUUGCGCGCAACGUGGCCCAGAAGAGCUUGAUAGACUUCGCCAAUGCCAGCAGCUUGAGUACGAUCCCCAUGCCUACUUGCGUCUGCCUGAGGGACGAUAAUGUGAAGGACAUGCCGCAAGCAGAUGCGUUGGUGCUCAUUGAGCUUUCCAACAAGACGAGGGACCUCUCCGCGUGCUGCGCUUCGCUCCAAGGAAUGUUGUUCAAGAACGUGGCUGGAAUGGAAACAAUGGCCAUCGAUGAAGACACGCUGCGCGAUGUCACGAUCUACUUCCAGGUCGCAGUCGCCAGCAACAUCGUGAAGCUCGACAAGGCGCUCAACUCUGAGGCGGCGCUGGCGCUGGAAGGGAAUGGAUGGGAGAUCCCGCUGGACCUUCAAUCUCUCCGCGGGCGGUUAAGCAACGUGGCGUGCUUCUGCAGAAAGGCGACCGACCAGCUGCUCGAGAUCACGGCUGGCCACCUGCAGGUCCUGGCAGACAAGUGCAAGGAGAGCAUCCCCCCAUCGGGGGCAGCUUUCAACCAGGGCAAGAUGGAUGUGGAAAUGGCGAGCCGCAUCUUCAGCGACACACUUGGGAAUGUCAUCCAACAGUACACUGCGCUCCACAAGUGCCUCAGCAGGACUUCAUCUGCAGGGCGGGUACUGAACGCCACGUCAGACGCGCAGAACAACGAGAUCACGUCGCAGGCGGUUGCCGUCGGCAUCGAGAUGCUGGCCAGGGGGGAACAAGCAAACCAGGCCGUGGUCAUGAUGAGGGGGGCGACCUUGCUGACGGAAGUCGGCAACAAACCAGAUGGCGGUGCCAAGGCUGAGGCGUUCUUGAAAAAGCACAGGAUUCCAAAGAACGACGCCAUUCUCGAGGCCUUCUGGAGUGAACUGGUUGCGCUGUCCCAUCAGUGCUGUUCUGGGGGAGCCGUUUCGGACGUUGGCGGCGAUAAAUAUGGUGGCGGUGAUGUGAAGUCUCAGAGUGGGUCGGUGUUCGGUGGCAGUUCUACGGCCACGCCAGCUCCGAAACAGAAGCAGGGUAGUAGCGCGGGCAGCGCGGCGAAGUACAAGGAUGUGAAAACUGAGUCUGCAGAGGAUGCGCUUUUCGACGAUGUCCCGCCAUACUCAAACCCAGAGGGCAGGGGGCACUGCUCCCGCAGCAAGCCGCAGACGACGGCCAGGAAAG